This is a messenger RNA of Castor canadensis (American beaver), 2203 nucleotides long. RefSeq names its product FRAT regulator of WNT signaling pathway 2 (gene Frat2). Gene Ontology annotation, cellular component: cytoplasm. NCBI's taxonomy places the organism in Eukaryota, Metazoa, Chordata, Mammalia, Rodentia, Castoridae. The record is from RefSeq and is a predicted model, not a curated record.
GCUCCCGCGGCAGCUAGCGUGCCGCGCUAGUGCCCGGCGGACCCGGCUUCUUCGUCCCCCGGCUCCGGCUCCGGCCCCGGCCUCGGCCUCAGCUCGGCCCCGCGCCCGCUUCUGUCGCGGCCCGCCGAACCCGCGGGCAGCAGAGCCACCAGCGACGCCCGCACAGCCCCGGGUGCCCGGGCGGGGGGCCAUGCCGUGCCGGAGGGAGGAGGAAGAGGAAGCCGGCGAGGAAGCGGAGGGGGAGGAGGAGGAGGAGGACAGCUUCCUCCUGCUGGAGCAGUCGGUGACGCUGGGCGGCUCGGGCGAGGUGGACCGGCUGGUGGCCCAGAUCGGCGAGACGCUGCAGCUGGACGCGGCGCACGACAGCCCGGCCUCCCCGUGUGCGCCCCCAGGGCCGCCGCUGCGGUCUCCUUGGCUUCCCGCGGCCCUACCGGCAGACAAGGCUCGGCCCCCGACGAUGCCGCUGCUGCUACCGCCUGCGCCUGCCGAGGUGGGGGCCCCGGCGCCUCCCGGAGCCCUGCGCUGCGUCCUCGGGGACCGUGGCCGCGUGCGAGGCCGGGCUGCGCCCUACUGCGUGGCGGAGCUCCCUGCAGGCCCCGGUGCCCUGCCCGGACCAUGUAGGCGAGGAUGGCUUCGGGGCGCUGUCGCCUCUCGGCGCCUACAGCAGCGACGUUGGACCCAAACGGGGUCACACACCGGCGACGAUGAUCCGCAUUUACUUCUGCAGCAGCUCGUGCUCUCGGGAAACCUCAUCAAGGAGGCCGUGCGCAGACUCCAGCGAGCCGUCGCCGCGGUUGCAGCCACGAGCCCCGCGACCGCCUCUGGGCCGGGAGGCGGCCGCAACGGACCGGACCCUGUCACCCUGCAGACCUCGAGCGCCUUGCUCUGACCCGUACCCUUGGAGGAGGAAGAGAACCCUGCUGCUCGGACCUCAAUAGCGUCCUGCUCCCAUCAACCCUGAGCAGAAGCCGUUGUCUCUAAUCUGGGGGGCGACAGCCCACACUGCAGGGAGGCGUUUGGGGAGUGACAUCCAGCCGAGAAGUUGUCGGAGAAAACGUAAAGUGUAGAGAAGUGCACCGGCCAGGGUGCUUGCAUGCCGCGUGAGGAUUUCUCUGUUGUCACCUGGCCGAGGACCUGGGAUAAACUGGGAGAACUAUGGCAGCUACUUGCAUCCACUUGUACCUGACUUAGCCCUUGGGGACGUCGUGUGCUUGGAUUGUUUAAAGAUGAGGCUCGGAGGGGUGGGAAUUGUGAGGGCUUUUUAACAAUACUUGAAAACUAAUGAUAAGCAUACGUUUUGCUCAUUGUUUUCCGGUGGAGGAGCUUCCUGAAAAUGGUGCUACAAUUGCUGUGCAAAGAAAUUCUGGGGUGAAGAAGAAUGUAAACCUUUGGCCUUCGGUGGAUUGGCAUCAUCCCCUUUUCCUUCUUGGUGGCUGUUGGAGAUGGGGCCAGGAGGGAGGUGGAGAAUUUUCAAGGUGGGGAGAGUUGAAUUUGAAUGUGGACUUUUAAAUGACUUGACCUUGCCUCCUGUGGUUCAAGGUCAGGUUUACUAUAAAAGAGAGGCUGUGGUGUUCCUGGAAGAGCUAAUUCAUCCCGGGUGUAUUUUCUUUUUCUUGCUCCAAGAAGAGCCCUCUCUGCUUUGCCACUACUUGGAGUCUCCCAAGGACACUCAGACAGAGAGGGACGUAUGAGGAAGAGUUAUUUGUUUUUUCUGUGCUUUACUCUUUCCAGAACUCCUUCUGCUAGGCCACUCUUGGCCCUGCCACCAGCUUUCUCAGAAACGGUCAUAAAAAAGUCUCCUGUCCUCCUGACCAGCUUUCCUUUUUUCUGGUGUCUGUGGGGUUGGGUGAAAGCCCUAGAUUCUUCUCUGUUAUGGCCUCUGGAGCCACAGGCCUGAGACUCUGUGGCUCCUCACCCACCAACUCUUUGUGAGUGACUGAAACCUUUUAAAAAUGUGACUCUUCAGAAGGGGAAACCACUGGUUUUACCCUUGUGAAUCUUGAUGGCGCUUUAGUAAGGUGCCGUCCUCUCCCAACUUUAAGGUAGCUAAACCAAUUUUUUAAAGAUUCAAUGGCUUGUUCAUCCUUCAGAUGUAGCUAUUGACCGUACACUUCGCAACGGAGUGUCUGAAACUGUGGUGGUCCUGAUUUAUAGGAUUUCUUAAUUAAAAUGUCUGCUGAAUAAAUUUGGUUUUUGUUUUGGA